GCUCCUCUGGCUGAACAAACAUGGACUCCACACAACACGAGAUCGUAUCUCGGAUAAGUCGAACUGUCUUUUCCAGGAUGGACUUAUAUGUAAAAGCUGCAUUCCAGGCUUACAUCUUACUGUCACUAUUUCAAGGUUUGACAUGCGUCCUUCUGUUUGAGCCAAGCUUUGUCAGCAAGUGGACAGCGAUAAAAGCACAAGAUACUGUGGAAAUUAAAAUCAUACACGAUUUCGGCGAGCUUCCGGUCAAGGUGGUUGCAGAACUAAAACUUGUCAUUGCGGGAAAGGAAUACAUCUUCAAUGCACUGGGAAGUGCUCAAAUCGAUGACGAUGAUUACUCGGGGGAAUUAUAUGGAGGGAUUAUCUGUGUGUACAACGAGGUUCUGGUACAUAUCUACGCCCCAAAAUCUGCUUCUAAUCCGAUCGGCCUGUUAGCAUACGUAGGUGAAUCUGGCUGGGAAGGACCUCUGAACUUAAACCCUAACGAUACCAAGUCUGGACACGUUCGUGUAAAGGCAUGGAAACAAUGGGACUUUCCUAGGCCUGACUUCUACCAUCCGUGGACUGAACUUGAUGUUUUGAACCACAACUUGAGUUUUCACGAGUUUAUACACAACCUUGGCGGAUAUCCUGACUAUGUCAUCGUGCAGAUCAAUGGGACCAGGUCUGGCAUGACUGGAGAAGCCAUAGGUUCGAUCAGUAUGCUGAAACAGUACCACGGUUUUAUGGUACUUGGUGGUGUUAUGUAUGGCUACUCGGAUACGGCUAUACGUGUUUGGGCUCCCGUGUACUUACCUCAGUCAACAUCACAUACAGUAAAUCUUAUAAGCACGUCUGAUGGGUGGGCGGUAACCACGAAUGACUGGUUAUACGAAGGACAGGGAUACAUGCGGAUAUUUGCCUGGGUGUUUGACGAGCUUCCCCUCGCCGUUAUCACCGGCUCAGCAGCAACAUUUGAUUUCACCCAGAAUGUUUCGACAAAUGGCAUACUAAAUCAAAAUAUAACACUGGAACAGGUCGAGAUUCAAGUCAUGGAGGGACCUAAUAUGGGUUUUAGAUUUCCUGGAGUUGGGUCAGUUUCAAAUAAUGGCUAUUUUGGACCCUAUGGUGGACUUAUUUACGCCAAAAGUGGGUCAGAGGUGUUGCUAUGGGCACCUGUCCCUGGAUUGGAUGGAUAUCUUUUUCAUCUGAGCGAUCAAGGACAUUGGGGCACAACCGAAACGUACCAGGCAACCAACAACGUCGAUAUCCUGAUCACAGUGUGGCAGGAAUACCGUAUAGGUGACGUCACGUGCCCCGUCGAUCAGCUGAAUGUCUUUGAAGUGGCGACCAACACCAACGCAGUCGUGAAUGAUGUUGGUUACAACGGCAAUCUAACGUUUGAUUGUAUGUAUGGGUACGUGUACCGGGGUGGGAACACGUCAGCCACGUGUGACAGGUACGGGGAGUGGAACUUUCUUAACAACGAUACCAUCACGUGUGAACUAAUACUAUGCAACACGACGGAACUGACAACGCCGAACGCAUUCUUAAUUUUAACGGGAGAAAAUAAAGUGGAUGACGUUGCGAUGUAUAACUGCAAUAUUGGGUACGAGCCCAUUGGCGGAAACCUGUCACGUGUCUGUUUGUCGAGUGGUAACUGGAGUGGGACUGCGCCCUUAUGUCAAGCUGUGGCGACCACCACUGAAACCCUAACAACAAUAACAUCUGAAGCCCCAACAACAACAACAGCAACGACUGAAACCCCAACAACAACAACAGCAACGACUGAAACCCCAACAACAACAACAACAACAACUGAAACAACUACAAAUACAACCACUGAAGCGCCAACAACAACAACAACAACUGAAACUCCAACAACAAAUGAACAACAAACAACAAUUGCGGCAGCCUGUCCUAUCGUCGGUCUGGAAGUGCAGUUUGCAGAAAUGACAAUAUCCAGUACAGGUGAUAUGGUGACGUAUAUGUGUCCGUCGUUGUACCCCCAUAUCUAUGGGGAUCUGACUCGGACAUGCCAGGCGGACGGAACCUGGAGCGGAAUAGCACCUGUUUGUGAGUACUGUCUUUGCCCGUGUUUCGACAACACCACCCUCCCCGAGCAGACACUCCAAGAACUUCUGCACGAAUUAAAGGAGGCACUGACUGUUGAACCUUCCCAAACAUCACUGGCCAUUCGGAAGAAAAUCAGCGUUUACGAAGAUCGUGCGAGUGCUAAAGGUCUCGGGGCUCUAGGUGUGGCUGUGCUGGUGUGUGUCUUACUUCUGAUCAUCAUCCCCGAUAUACCCCGCAUCGUCUCAGAUGUCAAACAUUGAAAAGCAGAUCAUAAACCGGGCAUUAUAAUAAUCACGCAUAUCUGGUAUGUUAAGAUAUCUCAAAAUAUCAACACAUAGUUAUCUAUUUCACUUACAAACCUUAACAUUUACCAUAUUUAAUAUUUCUUGAUUAUCAAUCGAUCCCGGUCUGAACAUGUCAUGUUUACAAACCAAGAGAUACCUGUCAUCUUUCAUGAACAAUGCAGCCCUAAACAUGUUUACGAUCCUUGACGCGAUUACACUCUUUAUGAAGUAAUAGCAAUCCUGAACAUACAUGUUUCUGAGAGAGAG
This is a messenger RNA of Mizuhopecten yessoensis (Yesso scallop), 2606 nucleotides long. RefSeq lists its product as uncharacterized. The record is from RefSeq and is a predicted model, not a curated record. Lineage: Eukaryota; Metazoa; Mollusca; Bivalvia; Pectinida; Pectinidae. Bases 21 to 2315 code for a protein of 764 amino acids. The transcript is spliced from 13 exons.